Molecule: messenger RNA, 7140 nt
Organism: Lemur catta (Ring-tailed lemur)
Lineage: Eukaryota; Metazoa; Chordata; Mammalia; Primates; Lemuridae
Gene: CEP170B
Product: centrosomal protein 170B
Exons: 19
Coding region: 690-5450 (1586 amino acids)
Molecular function (GO): protein binding
Source: RefSeq, a predicted model, not a curated record
UGGUGUCGUGGUGUGCCAGCAGGGCAGAGCAGCUGGGGGCCAGGCGGCUGUGUGCCCGGAGUGUGCCGAGUGCCGUGAGAGUGCCCGGUCUGUGCACACUGGCUGCCUCAGGCUGCCCCAGGGCCUGGUCUUGGGCAACGCUGGCACUGCGUCACUCAGGCUGUCCCCACCGUGCCCCUCGUGUGGCUGUACUGCUCGCUGCCUGUGCUGACCACACCAGUCCCUCAAACCCGCCUUUGCUGGUGGUGCUGGGACCAUGGGCACCAAAGGCCCACCUCCCUCCUGGGCCCCGAAGACCUGCCUGAUGCUGUCUGCACAGUGGCCACCGAGGGACGUUCAUCUCCUCUUGGGGCUGAAUGUACUGAUGGCUCAGGGCCCAGCUCUGUUCCUGCUGCGCCCCACUCCCAGGGCCCCUGCCUGGGUCUCAGUCCCAGCGUGUCCCUCUGGGGGCAGUAGAUCCUCUGGUUCAGGGUUUGUGUCCUGGGGUGUGUCUGGACCUGGCACUGUGGGGUCCUGGUGGGCCAUGUGGGGUCCCACCCAUGAGCUACUCCUAGUGGGUCACAUGGAUAUGGGGUCCACACACAGGCAGUGCCUCCAAUGUCCCAUGAACCUGACCCCUGACACCCAGGAGAGAGAAGAGAUUAGGUGUGGUGGUCUCAGAGGGGCCGUCGGGCCGGGCCAGCGCCAAGAUGAGCGUCACAUCCUGGUUCCUGGUGAGCAGCAGCGGUGCCCGCCACCGGCUCCCGCGCGAGCUCAUCUUCGUGGGGCGUGAGGAGUGCGAGCUGAUGCUGCAGUCCCGCAGUGUGGACAAGCAGCAUGCUGUCAUCAACUACGACCAGGACAGGGACGAGCACUGGGUGAAGGACCUGGGCAGCCUCAACGGGACAUUUGUGAAUGACAUGCGCAUCCCGGACCAGAAGUAUGUCACACUGAAACUCAAUGAUGUCAUCCGCUUCGGCUAUGAUUCCAACAUGUAUGUGCUGGAGCGUGUACAGCACCGUGUCCCUGAGGAGGCGCUCAAGCACGAGAAGUACACCAGCCAGCUGCAGGUGAGCCUCAAGGGCUCGGCGUCCACGAGGGGCGAGGCGCUGCCCGAGCACACGCCCUACUGCGAGUCCCUGAACCCCAGGCCAGACAAGGGGGACCGGAGACCAGCAGCAGACGCAGCAGCUUACCGCACGCCCCUGUACGGGCAGCCGUCCUGGUGGGGCGAGGACGAUGGCAGCACCCCGCCUGGGGACCCGCGCCAGGAGGAGCCCUGCCCAGAACGUCCCAAGGAGCCGGCACAGCAGGACGGGGAGCUGGACGGGCUCCGCGCCCCCGUGGAGCCCCAGGGCUACUCGUUCAGGCGGGAGUCCAGCUACUUCGAGAUUCCCAUGCAGGGGGCCCCACAGCCCCCCGCGGUGCCGGUACACGAGGCGCCCACUAAGGACGUGGAGGCGGGUGCGGGCGGGACGGCCCCCGUGGUGCAGAGCCACGCCUCCUUCACCAUCGAGUUUGACGACUGCAGCCCCGGCAAGGUGAAGAUCAAAGACCACAUCACCAAGUUCUCCCUGCGCCAGCGGCGGCCCGUGGGCAGGGAGGCCACGCCUGUCGAGGUGGUCUCGGCUGAGACCAAGGUGGCCGACUGGCUGGUGCAGAAUGACCCGAGCUUGCUGCGCCGGGCAGGCCCAGGGGAUGACCGCCACAGCACCAAGAGCGACCUGCCCAUCCACACCCGCACCCUGAAGGGCCACAAGCACGAGGACGGCACGCAGAGCGACUCAGAGGACCCCCUGGCCAAGGCAGCCGUGGCAGCUGGGGCGCCCUCGGAGUCUGGCGGGGAACAGGUGCGGCUGCAGAGGCAGAUCAAACGGGACCCCCAGGAGCUGCUGCACAACCAGCAGGCCUUCGUCAUCGAGUUCUUCGACGAGGACACGCCCCGCAAGAAGCGCUCCCAGUCCUUCACGCACGCCCCACCCGGGGACCCCAAGGCCGACAAGCGCCGGGGCCCUGGGCCCGCCGACAGGGACCGCACGGGCACUCCCGCCCCAGCCCGGGCAGCAGGCGGUAGCGCAGGCCCGCAGAGGGCCAGCUCGCUCAAACGGGAGAAGACGGAGGAGCGGCUGGCCAGCCCCUCGCCCGCCGCCCGGGCGCCUGCCCGCCCCUUCGGCAGCGUGGGGCGCCGCUCUCGCCUGGCCCAGGAUUUCAUGGCCCAGUGUGCCCGGGAGAGCUCCCCGGCCGCCCGGCCCAGCCCUGAGAAGGCGCCUCCAGCACCACCCGCCCCGCUGACGCCCCGCGGUGCCAGCCCCGUGGCCCCUUCAACCCCACCGCCCCCCGCCGCCGACCCCCAGCUGACCAAGGCACGCAAACAGGAGGAGGACGACAGCCUCAGUGACGCGGGGACCUACACCAUCGAGACAGAGGCGCAGGACAAGGAGGUGGAGGAGGCCCGGAAGAUGAUCGACCAGGUCUUUGGGGUACUGGAGUCCCCCGAACUCUGCAGGGCAUCUUCGGCCACCUUCCGCCCAGUCAUCAGAGGGGACAGAGAUGAGUCUGGCGACGGGGCGGUGGCCCAGCGGGUGGCACUGCUGCAGGAGUUUGCCUCCCGGCCACUGGGUGUGGCCCCCCAGGUGGAGCUCCAGGGCCUCCAGGUGCCACCAGGCUCGCCGGGGGCUCAGAAGUGGGUGUCCCGCUGGGCCAGCCUGGCUGACGGCUACUCAGAGCCGGGCCUCCCAGACGACAGCUUGGGGCGCAGAGCCGGGGAGCCCGAGGGGGCCCUGCCUGUGCGCACACGCCGACGACUCCCUCAGCUGCCCAGUGACAGGGCCGGCAGCCCCGCGGGCCCCGAGGCCACCAGGAGGAGUGGGCCCGGGCCCCCAGAGCCGGGCGUCGAGCAGGCACGCCACCUCGUGGGCCAGGAGGACUUGGACCCCGACAGCCUCAGUGACGCCAGCGGGUCGGACGGAGGCCGCGGGCCCGAGCCAGGGACAGAGCCCCAGGCGAGACAGCGGAGCCCCCAGGAGGGGCCAGUGUGGAGCAGGGGGCAGCGCUCGCCAAGGACCCCCGGGGAGCUGGCCCCCACCUCUUUCUUCAUUGGGGACCAGAACGGGGAGCUUGCUGUCCCCAGGAAAGCGCGUGUGGCCGCGGGGGAGGCGGAGGGCCCAGGGCGGGCGGCCCAGCCCAGCACCCCUGUCUGCGGCAGCGCCAGCGGGCGGAUGCUCGUCCAGCUGCAGCCUGGCCGGGCCCCCGAGCCCCACGGCCCCGGCCCGGCCCCACCCACGGAGGCCCUGGCCUUUGCCCGGCAAGAGAGCUUCACCAAGGAGCCAGCCAGCGGCCCCCCAGCGCCCGGCAAGCCCCCCCACAUCGCUAGCCACCCCCUCCUGCAGGACCUGGCAGCAGCCCGGGCCUCACGCGCGGACCUCCACGCCCAGGACACCCACCUGAUCCUGAAGGAGACCGAGACGGCCCUGGCGGCCCUGGAGGCCCGGCUGCUCUCCAGGUCUGCGGACGCGGAGCGCGAGGAGGGCAGCACCCCCCGGCCGCCAGACUCCCUGUCCGGGGACUCGGACGUGGACACGGGCAGCACAGCCAGCCUGCUCAGCGGCAGGAAUGGGCCAAGCCCGACGACCCCUCACACCCUGGGUCCACCGAAGAAGACGCCGUCCCCGCCAGCAGCACAGGACGCGGGAGGUGCCGUCCUGGGUGGCACCCGAGAGCGGCUCUCAGAGAAGCAGCAUCGCCCGCUGGGCCAGGCAGACACGGCCCGCGGAGAGCUGGUGCGGCGCCCGUCCGUGCGGCGCGGCCGUGGGCCCCGGGGGUCCCUGGACUGGCCCGAAGAGGAGCGUGGCUGUGGGCCCACCCCCCCACCGAGCUCGGACGCGGUUGCCUCCAACCACGAAACCUCCGAGUCCACCGGGGCAGGGCGGCCAGGGCCUCGCCGGAAACCUGUGGCGCCCCCGCCGUCCCCAGCUGCCCGCGAGGAGCAGGGCCGCAGCUCAGCGGGCACCCAGAAGGGGCAGCAGGCCCUGACCCGCUCCAACAGCCUGUCCACCCCGCGGCCCACGCGGGCCUCCCGGCUCAGGCGGGCCCGGCUGGGGGACGCCUCAGACACCGAGGCCGCGGACGGUGAGCGGGGUGCUCCAGCCACCCCGGAGCCGGCAGGCCGGCCAGCCGCUGAGCAGACCAAGAAGCUGUCGCGGUUGGACAUCCUGGCCAUGCCCCGGAAGCGGGCUGGCUCCUUCACGGGGCCCAGCGACCCUGAGGCAGCCCCUGCCCGCUCCAGCUUCUCCGGCCGCAGCGUCGAGUUGUACUGUGCCAGCCGCAAGCCCACCAUGGCCGAAGCUCGGGCCGCUGCCAGGAGGGCCGCUGCCACGGCCUCCACCACGGGCCCCCGCCAGCCCUUCAGCAGAGCCCGCUCGGGCAGCGCCAGAUACGCCUCCAACACACGCCGCCGGCAGCAGGGCUCGGAUUACACGUCCACCUCCGAGGAGGAGUACGGCUCCCACCACGGCUCCCCCAAACACACACGCUCCCAUGCCCCAACAGCCACGCAGCCCCCGCGGGCUGGCAGCUCCAGCCGGGCACGGUCCCGGGCCCCCGCCCCCCGGGACACAGAUGACGAGGAGGAGGCUGACCACUAUGGUUUCAUCGUGCAGACGGCAGAGAUCGCGGAGAUUGCAAGGCUGAGCCAGACGCUGGUAAAGGACGUGGCCAUCCUGGCCCGGGAGAUCCACGACGUGGCUGGGGACGGUGACUCGCUGGGCGCACCGGGGCCCGCCCGCAGCCCCUCCCUCGGCAACAUGCCCAGCACCCCCGCCUCGACCAUCUCUGCCCGCGAGGAGCUGGUGCAGCGCAUCCCUGAGGCCAGCCUCAACUUCCAGAAGGUGCCACCCGGCUCGCUGAGCUCUCGGGACUUGGACCAGAACAUGAACGACACCUGUGAGGACGCCCUGGCCAACAGGACGAAGCCACGGAACCGAGAGGAGGUGAUCUUCGAUAACCUGAUGCUGAACCCGGUGUCCCAGCUGUCACAGGCCAUCCGUGAGAACACGGAGCAGCUCGCCGAGAAGAUGAAGAUCCUCUUCCAGAACACGGGCCGAGCUUGGGAGGACCUGGAGGCCCGGAUCAACUCGGAGGACGAGGUGCCCGUCCUGAAGACGUCCAACAAGGAAAUCAGCUGCAUCCUGAAAGAAUUGAGGCGGGUACAGAAGCAGCUGGAAGUGAUCAACGCCAUCGUGGACCCCAGUGGGAACCUGGACCUGCUCACAGGAAACCGGGGCUCUGUGGGCUCGGCCCAGCCUGGGCUCGGGAAGGGCCGCGUGGCCGCCCACAGCCCGUCCUCGCCCCCCUCGGCAGAGACCCUGCUGCCAGCCCUGCCCCUGAGGAGCUUCCCGCCGCGGGCCAACUGUGGGCCCCCCGGCCUCCCGGAACCCACCUUCCUCCCUGACGCCCAGCGGUUCCUGAUCUAGGGCUCAGGACCCGGCCAGGCCAGCCUCCUGUCCAGCCCCCGGCCCCUGCCCGGCGCAGUGGUUCUCCCUGAAGACCCCCACACGUGCCAUAGCCCCAUGGGCAGGCGCCUCCCACGCCCGGGCCCCUCCUCAGCCCCCAGCCAGCACCCAACCACGUCCAGCCCCUGUGGCCACCCUGCCCACGCGGGCCUCUGGCCCAGCGCCUGCUGCGGCCACUGCCAAGGGCAAGCCCCCGGGGCACGCACCCGCCUCCUUUCCAUCACUGUUACUUUUGUCUUUAGCUUUAAAGGAAAGAGUCGUUUGUGCCAUGGCAGCAGCCCCUCCAGGGCUCACCGAAACGCCUCCCUGGUGAAGGGCCUGCCCAGCCCCUUGGGGAGGCCCCGCGCACUGGCCUGUCCCGGCCUCGUGUGCUGGGCAGGGAGGAGAGGCUGGCCACGGUCAUUCAGUGCCAAAUGCAGAGCUGGGGAGGGCUCGGCUGUCGCUGGGACUUUGGAGGAAGGCAGGGCACUUGCCCUGGUGGCUCCCACCUGACCCCAGGCCUGGAGCCUGGGCCAGGCCGGUGGCCCGUGGAGAUGUUUGGGGCAGGGACCCCACUGCUUUAAGCCUUUGGUGCCAACACAACUGCCAAACCCAUUGAGCUUAGGGUUGCCCAGUGGAACCCUAGUGAGCGUGGGCCGGGCUGGGCCAGAGCAGGGCCAGGUGCACAGGUGCACGCAGGUGGGGAGACCGUGCAUCCGCGCAGUUAGCCUGGGCAUUCUGAGGGGCCGCGGGGCAUGUCCCAGCCAGGCACCUCGGGCCCCUUCGCUGGGCUUUUCUGGUGGGUCUGGGUGCGGGGCUGGGGCAGCCCUCUCAGGCGGAGGCGAGAGCUGGACCAAAGUGAGUGGGAAGCAGGUUGCCAGGGGCUCCCGCUCGGUGCCCAGACAGCACGGCCCCUCCGGCCUCGCCCCGCCCUCCCGUGGGCAUUAAGUGGGCACCUGCAGCCUCGUGGGGGCAGGGACGGGCCCCGGAACGGUUGUGUUUUCUCAGGAUCCUCUCAGCUGGGAACAUGCCAGGUGGGCAGAGCGUGGCCCCUCUGCUGUGCCCCCCACGCCCGGGCGGCCGGUGUUGCUGGAGUCUCUAAGCCAAAGAGCCGGUCGGCGGCCGGGUGAGCUCCACAGCCCUCCUGCCACCUGCGAGAGCCGGGCCUGGGCAGGGCCAGCGGGGGAGGAAUGUGCGGGGCCCUGUUUACACUCAGCUGGUGGGGUCCCCACGCCUGUGCCCCUGCAGCCCGCCCGGUGGUUACAGGUGUAGGUGGUGGGUGUCCCGCCCCGUCCCCAGCCCCAGAGCCUGCUGUCCACACGGAGGAGGUGCUAGUCCAGGUGGUGGCCACCCCCGCAUGCCCCGCGGUCGCCCACACAGCCCGCCCUGGCACCUCGAGGCCCUCCCCCUCGCCCAGAACCUCCCCCCACACCCGCCCCUGGGCGACGUCGCACACUUUCUUUUAUUCUCCAAUUACUGCUCCUCCCCAGUCGCGUCCUUUCGUUCCUGCCCCGCCCGCCUCUGACUUGGGAUCGGUAAUUUAUUUGGCUUCCCGGAGGUUUCACUGUACGUUUGUUCUCAGGUGGUCUCGUGGAUGUCUUUCAGAAAAUGGUUAUUUUAUAUGAUUUGUCAUGGAAUUUGUUCUAAUAAAUCAUUCUUCUAUCACACGGCA